CCGCGCACUUCCAGCCGCCUCCGCCUCCUCCUGCCCCGCCGCAUCUCCAUGGGCCGAGCCUGCCCGAGUUGGGCGCCCGCAGCCAAGGCAGAGGGAGCCCCGCUGGACACGGGCACCCGCGGGCCCCACCGGGAGCCAGGGCGCCCGCGCCAGGUGGUGUUGGUGCUUCCUUCCAGUGCCAGUUAAUCCAUCAAGACCACAUCUGUACUGAUGACAGUGACAAGAGUGAAGAUAGUCCAAGUCCCAAGAGACAGCGCCUUUCUCAUUCAGUCUUUGACUACACAGCAGCAUCACCAGCCCCAUCACCGCCAAUGCGACCAUGGGAGAUGACAUCAAAUAGGCAGCCUCCUUCAGCUCGACCAAGCCAACAUCACUUCUCAGGGGAACGAUGCAACACACCUGCACGCAACAGAAGGAGCCCUCCCGUUAGACGCCAGAGAGCAAGAAGAGAUCGAUUAUCUCGACAUAAUUCCAUUAGUCAAGAUGAGAACUACCAUCUCCCCUACGGACAACAACAAGCAAUAGAAGAACCCCGAGCCUUCCACCCUCCGAAUGUAUCUCCCCGUAUGUUGCACCCAGCUGCUCAUCCACCACAGCAAAACGCAGUGAUGGUUGACAUUCAUGAACAGAUCCACCAGGGCACAGUCCCUGUUUCAUACACGGUGACCACAGUGGCACCACAUGGGAUUCCACUUUGCACAGGUCAGCACAUACCAGCUUGCAACACACAGCAGGUCCCUGGGUGUUCCGUGGUUUUCAGUGGACAGCAUCUCCCUGUCUGCAGUGUGCCUCCCCCAAUGCUUCAGGCAUGUUCUGUUCAACACUUACCAGUUCCAUAUGCGGCAUUCCCACCUCUCAUUUCUAGCGAUCCAUUUCUUUUGCAUCCUCCACACCUCUCCCCACAUCAUGCUCCACACCUGCCACCUCCAGGCCAGUUCGUUCCCUUUCAGACACAACAGUCACGGUCGCCUCUUCAAAGGAUAGAGAACGAAGUAGAGUUGCUUGGAGACCAUCUUCCUGUAGGAGGUUUCACCUAUCCGCCUUCAGCCCACCCACCAACAUUGCCUCCCUCAGCCCCACUGCAGUUCUUAACGCAUGACCCUUUGCACCAAGAGGUGUCCUUUGGAAUACCUUACCCGCCUUUCAUGCCUCGAAGACUCACAGGACGCAGCAGAUAUCGAUCUCAACAGCCAAUACCGCCACCUCCUUACCACCCCAGCCUAUUGCCAUAUGUGCUAUCAAUGCUUCCAGUGCCACCUGCAGUUGGCCCAGCCUUCAGUUUUGAGCUGGAUGUAGAGGACGGUGAGGUGGAAAACUAUGAGGCACUGCUGAACUUGGCCGAAAGACUGGGAGAGGCCAAACCGAGAGGACUGACAAAAGCAGAUAUUGAACAACUUCCAUCUUACAGAUUCAACCCCAAUAACCAUCAGUCAGAACAGACUCUGUGUGUAGUGUGCAUGUGUGACUUUGAAUCAAGGCAACUACUUAGAGUUUUACCGUGUAACCAUGAGUUCCAUGCCAAGUGUGUCGAUAAAUGGCUUAAGGUUGAGAAGGAACCAGAAGCAGCAAAAGCAGUAUGAUGACAGACAGUGUACACAUGAUGCAAAAUAUGGAAGUAUAAUUGAAGCAAAUCGUACUUGCCCCAUCUGCAGAGCUGAUGCUUCGGAAGUGCAUCGUGACUCAGAAUGACCAGUCUAAGAGCACAAUUCUACUUUGGGUGUUCCUAGUCACAUGUGUAUAUAUAUAUAUGAACUCUCCAUUGAACUUAACCCGUGUGGCUUCCAGCCUUCCCUUUACACAAAAGGGUCAAUGGACCUUUCUUUGCACUGUGUGAUUUAAUCAACUAUAAAGCUUAUAAUUAGUCUUCACAAUUAUGGGAUUGUUAUACUAACUGUGUGAUUGGAACUCCAAAGACUUUUUUUUCUUUUAGCUUAAUUUCGUGUGUGCACUAACAUUCCCUGGUUUUUGUGUGAUCAUUCCGAGUGUUGCUGCGAGAUUACAGUGGAACGUGAUCUUCUAGCAUGUGCUUUUAUAUUAAAAAAAAAAAAGUGGUAGCUCCAAACAAUAUAGCAAUCUACCUUAUAUAGAGCCUUCAGAUACUGUGAGUGGGAAUAAACGGUGCGGGUGGGUGCGUUGAUCGCAGGGUGUUUGUGUGUAUGUGGGCGAGCAAGUGUUUGGCCGGUAGUGUGUGAGAGGACUUAUAUACCAGCAUGUACUGAGGAUGUAUGUGUGUAGUAUUAAUUAUGCUGCAAUGUAUAAUCUUGUGUGUUAUUUAAACAGUACUAGUACUGUACACUGGUUUCUUUCCUUGCGUUUGCAGUUGCACACUGAAUGCUCUAAGGGUGCAGCAGUUAUUGACAUUUGAUAUUUCAUCCCCGCCCCUCUCCAAUUGUAUUUAAUAGUACAAAAAGGCCCUUUUGCUUUUAUUCAGACAACAAUUAUGCUUCCCUUUAAUUGGAGAUCCUUUGUCUGUCAUUAUACAGCAUAUUGCUUCCUCGGUUACUACAAAUAACAGAUUAGCCUUUCUUUUUUUUAAGGCUACAAGAAUUUUCCAAGUUUUUGAGAUUCGCAGCUCACUGCUAAAUUUAUAAUGCAUUGCAGCAUUGCACAGCCAGGUAGCAAUAUUAAAAAUUUCUCAACUGGUGAUUGAAAGUUGAUGCUGUCCUCUCUUAACUUUCUAAAAACUCUUCCAAGCCAACAUUGGUUCUUUUUCUGUUCACUUUCAAAACUGGAUUUUUUAUUUGAGAUGCUGAAGAUAUAUCAUUUUGUUCGUUUUCCAGUUUUGUCCAUAGUUACAGAAAUGGAGAGGAUGUUGGAGUCUUGUGCAAAUGCUUCUUGUAUUGUUGGCAAUAUACUUGCUUAAAACCCAGUUUAGCUUACAAACACUGGCACUAAGUCACAUUCCUUGCCAUACGCAAGCAAACAUGUACAAUUAAAAUAACUUCAAAGGUA
Messenger RNA from Lacerta agilis (Sand lizard), 2952 nucleotides. It is a transcript of the gene RNF38, whose product is annotated as ring finger protein 38. The coding region runs from base 312 to 1580 and encodes 422 amino acids. NCBI's taxonomy places the organism in Eukaryota, Metazoa, Chordata, Lepidosauria, Squamata, Lacertidae. The transcript is spliced from 13 exons. The record is from RefSeq and is a predicted model, not a curated record.